Messenger RNA from Trichomycterus rosablanca, 1752 nucleotides. RefSeq names its product transmembrane protease serine 9-like. Lineage: Eukaryota; Metazoa; Chordata; Actinopteri; Siluriformes; Trichomycteridae. Gene Ontology annotation, biological process: proteolysis. Gene Ontology annotation, molecular function: serine-type endopeptidase activity. The transcript has 13 exons. The record is from RefSeq and is a predicted model, not a curated record. Bases 1 to 1752 code for a protein of 583 amino acids.
AUGCUACGGUUGGGGGCUGCGCUAGUGACCCUGCUCUUACUUGUAACAGGUUCUCUUGGUCAGCUGAAUGUCUGUGGUCGUGCACCUUUAAACCCCCGUAUUGUGGGUGGAAAGAAUGCCAUUCCAGGUUCCUGGCCGUGGCAGGUUAGUUUACACAGAGGCUUUCAUUUCUGUGGAGGAUCCCUUAUUAACAAUAAAUGGGUUUUAACAGCAGCUCACUGCUUCGACGAUACAAACACUGAUGACCUGGUUGUUUACUUGGGAAGACAGACUCAGGACCAAUUAAAUCCCAACGAGAUCUCGAGGGGGGUUAUUGAGGUGAUCAAGCACCCCAAUUACAAUGACAUUACAAAGGACAACGACAUCACCCUGCUGCUCCUGGAUGCCCCUGUGGUCUUCACAGACUACAUCAGACCUGUGUGCCUUCCUUCUGAUCAGAGCGUUUUUACUGCUGGCACUAGAUGCUGGAUCACAGGCUGGGGAGACAUUGAAUCUGGGGUAUCGCUGCCUAAUCCAGGUGUGCUACAGCAAGCAGUAGUGCCUCUGGUUAGCAGAAAACUUUGUGACAAUCAACUGGGAGUUGGAUCUAUUACCAGAAACAUGAUGUGUGCUGGCUAUUUGGAAGGCGGCAGGGACACCUGCCAGGGUGACUCUGGUGGUCCAAUGGUGACGAAAAUGGGUGCAACCUGGAUUCAACCUGGGGUUACUAGCUGGGGAAAAGGCUGUGCCUGGAAAAACUAUCCUGGUGUGUAUACAAAUGUGGCCAGGUACCAGACCUGGAUAACUGGCAUAAUUAAACAAAACCUGCCUGGCUUCAUCCAGUAUAAGAAGAUUGAGACCAUAUCUCCAAAACAGCAUGAGGUGCACCCAUGCCGCCAUGAUGAAAACCCAUCCGUAAGUCUGAGAAGAGACAAGCUACAAACCAACUACAAAUUGCAGUCACUAAGGUAUUUGCUCUGUAUUAUUGCAGGUUCUCUUGGUCAGCUGAAUGUAUGUGGUCGGGCACCUUUAAACCCCCGUAUUGUGGGUGGAAAGAAUGCCAUUCCAGGUUCCUGGCCGUGGCAGGUUAGUUUACACAGAGGCUUUCAUUUCUGUGGAGGAUCCCUUAUUAACAAUAAAUGGGUUUUAACAGCAGCUCACUGCUUCGACGAUACAAACACUGAUGACCUGGUUGUUUACUUGGGAAGACAGACUCAGGACCAAUUAAAUCCCAACGAGCUCUCGAGGGGGGUUAUUGAAGUGAUCAAGCACCCCAAUUACAAUGACAUUACAAAGGACAACGACAUCACCCUGCUGCUCCUGGAUGCCCCUGUGGUCUUCACAGACUACAUCAGACCUGUGUGCCUUCCUUCUGAUCAGAGCGUUUUUACUGCUGGCACUAGAUGCUGGAUCACAGGCUGGGGAGACAUUGAAUCUGGGGUAUCUCUGCCUAAUCCAGGUGUGCUACAGCAAGCAGUAGUGCCUCUGGUUAGCAGAAAACUUUGUGAUGAAAAACUGGGAGUUGGAUCUAUUACCAGAAACAUGAUGUGUGCUGGCUAUUUGGAAGGCGGCAGGGACACCUGCCAGGGUGACUCUGGUGGUCCAAUGGUGACAAAAAUGGGUGCAACCUGGAUUCAGCCUGGGGUUACUAGCUGGGGUAUAGGUUGUGCCUGGAAAAACUAUCCUGGUGUGUAUACAAAUGUGGCCAGGUACCAGACCUGGAUCUCCAGCACAAUCAAACAAAACCUCCCUGGCUUUAUCCAGUUUUACUAG